This is a messenger RNA of Octodon degus (degu), 1244 nucleotides long. It is a transcript of the gene Gpr151, whose product is annotated as G protein-coupled receptor 151. The transcript has a single exon. The record is from RefSeq and is a predicted model, not a curated record. Bases 27 to 1244 code for a protein of 405 amino acids. Gene Ontology annotation, biological process: G protein-coupled receptor signaling pathway. Gene Ontology annotation, molecular function: G protein-coupled receptor activity. Lineage: Eukaryota; Metazoa; Chordata; Mammalia; Rodentia; Octodontidae. Gene Ontology annotation, cellular component: membrane.
CCCUGACCAACUCCCACUCCAGCACCAUGAAUGCUUCCUUUGCUCAGCUCCAUUUUGCAGGAGGGUAUCUGCCUUCUGACUCCAAGGACUGGAGGACCAUCAUCCCGACUGUGCUGGUGGCCAUCUGCCUGGUGGGGUUUGUGGGGAACUUGUGUGUGAUUGCCAUCCUCCUUCACGGUGCCUGGAAAGGAAAGCCAUCUAUGAUCCACUCCCUGAUUCUCAAUCUCAGCCUGGCCGAUCUCUCCCUUCUGCUGUUUUCUGCACCUGUACGAGCUACAGCUUACUCCAAAGGUGUCUGGGAUCUAGGCUGGUUUGUCUGCAAGUCCUCUGACUGGUUCAUCCACACAUGCUUGGCAGCUAAGAGCCUGACAACUGUUGCUGUGGCCAAAGUCUGCUUCAUGUAUGCAAGUGACCCAGCCAAACAAGUAAGUAUCCACAACUGCACCAUUUGGUCAGUUCUGGCGGCCAUCUGGGCGGUGGCUAGCCUGCUGCCCCUGCCAGAAUGGAUUUUUAGCACCACCAGGCAUCACGCAGGUGUGGAAAUGUGCCUCAUGGAUGUGCCAGCAGGAGCAAAAGAGUUCAUGUCAAUGUUUGGUAAGCUCUACCCUCUCAUGGUAUUUUGCUUUCCAUUACUUCUGGCCAGCUUUUACUUCUGGAGAGCUUACAGCCAAUGUAAAAAACAAGGAACGAAGACUCAACAUCUUAGAAAUCAGGUGCGUUCCAAACAACUCACAGUGAUGCUGCUGAGCAUCGCCAUCACCUCGGCACUGCUGUGGCUCCCUGAGUGGAUAGCCUGGCUGUGGAUAUGGCACCUGAAGGCUGGAAGCCCAGCCCCACCCCAGGGGUUCAUGGCCCUGUCUCAAGUCCUAAUGUUUUCCAACUCUUCAGCAAAUCCUCUCAUUUUUCUAGUCAUGUCCGAAGAGUUCAAGGAAGGCUUGAAAGCCUUUUGGAAAUGGAUGAUCACUAAAAAUCCAUCUGUCUUGGAGUCUCCGGAAACACCAGCCGCCAACACUGAGGUUCCUGCUGACAAGGCUCCAUCCCAAGAGUCCCCAGCACCCAUUCCAGAGAAAGAGAAAGCUGGUAUUCUCAACUCAAGCAAAGACAAGACUGAGAAGGCCGAGAUUCCCAUCCUCCCUGAUGUAGAGCAGUUUUGGCAUGAGAGGGACACUGUUCCUUCAGUACAAGACAAUGACCCUAUCCCCUGGGAACAUGAAGAUCAAGAGAUGGGGGGCUGUGGUAAAUAG